This is a messenger RNA of Neofelis nebulosa (Clouded leopard), 2820 nucleotides long. RefSeq lists its product as uncharacterized. Lineage: Eukaryota; Metazoa; Chordata; Mammalia; Carnivora; Felidae. The record is from RefSeq and is a predicted model, not a curated record. Bases 346 to 651 code for a protein of 101 amino acids. The transcript is spliced from 3 exons.
CCGGGUAAGCUGAGCCCGCGGCACCCGCGGCUGGGCCGCCGGGAUCCUGAGGUGGCACCCAGGUGCCCCGACCUGCCCGCCCGCCGCCCCCACGUCAGCCGGUCCCGGAGCGCAGGGCCUCUUCACUUAGCUCUACGCAUGUGGGCGAACGGUCUUCAAGGCCCAGAACUUGCCUCGGCUCGCCCAGGUGGUGGCGGCCCUGCCAGGGCUUGACCCGGGCUGCCUGGCGCUCCUGGAACCAUCAGAUCCUGGCGAGUCCUCGUCAUGCACACGUCACGAAUUACUUCGUGGUGUUCUGUUUCGAUGGUCCUUAGGGCGCUCGGCGCCGGGGCACACGAGUGAUGGAUGAGCGCCCCGGAGGGCCAACUCGGGGACACUUGCAAGUGCGCCUUGGGCACGCCGGGCCUCCGUCUCUCAGAAGAUGAGGGCGGGGGCCACGCGUGGUCAGAACAUCUCGGUGGCAGAUUGCUCCCGGAACUGAGUCGCGCAGCAAACCCCGCGGCUGUCAGUGAGGCGUCUUCUCCCAGAGAGCAACAGCUGUCAGUACGGCACCGUCAGGCUUUUCUUUCCAAUGAAGACGCACCACCGACCACACAGCUGUCUGUGAACGGCCCCGCGGGUACAAGGCCAGGCGAUACAUGGCAGGGGUAAGACGUCAAGCCAGGAUUCAUUCCUCACAGACCCAGCAUGUGAGCCUCCAGGUGACUAUCAAGUGAAACAGAGAAAAUACCCAUAUAGGUAAGUAAAAACGUCUCCAAAAUGAUUCACUUGCUUUCAAAAACCAGGGAAAAUCUGCAUUAUUUAGAAGCAAAGUAUUAUGAUUCAGGUCUUUGUUUGGAACUUAGACAAACCAUAAUCGGAGUCAGGCUGUGCUGUGUAAAGGUGCCUGGCAUCUAGAGCCUGUAACAGUGACGUGAAGAUACUCGUUAGCUGAGUUGUGUGGAAAAUUAUUACAGUCAUACAAAUAAUUUCAGACCUACUAUUAAGAAAAUAUAAAUCUGGGGCGCCUGGGUGGCUCAGUUGGUUCAGCAUCUGACUUUGGCUCCGGUCAUGGUCUCAUGGUUCGUGAGCUCGAGCCCCGCGUCGGGCUCUGUGCUGACAGCUCGGAGCCUGGAGCCUGCUUCGGAUUCUGCGUCUCCCUCUCUCUCUGCUUCUCCCCCACUCACACUCUGUCUCUCUCUUUCAAAAAUAAACGUUAAGAAAAUAAAUAAAUAAGAAUUAAAAAAAUUGAUAAAAAAUUUAAAAUAUAUAUAUAUAAAUCUGCUAAAGAAGCAGUAGAUAUAUCUAUAUGUUUUGAUAUAAACAAAUGUAUACAUCAAAGGGAACAUGUAGAUUGAAUUUUGAAACCCAUGAUAUUUUGCCCCAGGUGUGACUCCCAUGAAUGCUGUGUUACGUGGCAAAUAAGAUUUUUGUAUAUGUCAGUAAAUUACUAAUCAGUUGAUCUUCAAAUAAGAUUUGCCUGGAUUAUCUGGGUGGACUUAUUCUAAUCUCAGGAGCCCUCAAAAGCAGAGUAGUUUCUUUGGCUGGUUGAUCAAAAAGGAAGUAAGAGAGAUUCAGAGCAUGAGAGAAGCCCUCGACCCACUGUUGUGGCUUCAAAGUCAAGGAGGACACAUGGAAACCCUGAGCAGGACACGAAUUCUGAAAAUAAAAACAAAACCGUGAUUGCGGAAGAUAGCCCAGGGCCCCAGAUGAAAACUGUAGCCCCUGCCAAUACCUUGAGUUUGUCCCUGUGAAUUUUUAUUCAGAACGUCCAGCAGAGCCCUCGAACUUCUGAUCAGGAGUUCAAGUGCUCAGAGACCACAAGGUAAUAAAAUCAUGUGUUUUCAACCACAGAAUUUGUGGUCAUUUCUCUUUUAGAGCAGUGACCGAAAACAAAUACAGGGAUAGACCCGCGACAAGAGGAAAGAACUGAGACAGAAGAAUGAUAUGAGGUGGGACCAACGUGGAUAAGGAAACUGCUUCACUUUCUGUGGCAAAAUACAUUAGGUUAGGGUAUAAUUUACACAGGACGCCUCAUCGCAAAAUCACUCCUGUGUGAACCAGGCCAGCCACAGCAACUACAGAGAGCCAAUAAUCUCUACCAUACCUGGCAUUAAAAACAGUUUUGCGGGGCGCCUGGGUGGCUCAGUCGGUUAAGCGUCCGACUUCGGCUCAGGUCACGAUCUCGCGGUCCGUGAGUUCGAGCCCCACGUCGGGCUCUGGGCUGAUGGCUCAGAGUCUGGAGCCUGCUUCCGAUUCUGUGUCUCCCUCUCUCUCUGCCCCUCCCCCGUUCAUGCUCUGUCUCUCUCUGUCUCAAAAAUAAAUAAAACGUUAAAAAAGAAAAAAAAAUUUACAAAAAAAAAAAAACAACGGUUUUGCUUUCAGCUCCUAUUUUUUUUGGCUAGUGUAUGGGUUUGCUGCAAACUUCUGCACCUGUCACGGAACACUGGGACUUCUGUCCCCAGGAAAGGCACUUCCAGUACAUGGGACUUUCAGUGCUGAGAUCAAGACAGUCUGGUCGAACGAGGGUGUUUGGUUAAUGCAUCUACACAAGGGGAGCGCGUGUCCAAAUCUGCUCUGUUAAGGCAAAGUCUCUUUUUAAAUUUUAGGCCAGUUAUUUGCUCUGCAUCGGUAGCUCUCUGAUGGGUUUGAAAAUAUGGAGUCACAAAUUUGAUGUUCACCAAGCUUUUUUGUUGUAGAAAUGUUCUCUUCCAUCCUGGAGCUGAAGCCCAAAUCUGCAUCUUUUGUUGUCUGAGAGCUAUAUUCUCCCACAGAUGUGUGAUCAAAUUUCUCUUUUAUACAAUAAAAGGACAUAAUUUUUCUGUGGGUAGAGGAAAAGUA